Messenger RNA from Lontra canadensis (Northern American river otter), 2642 nucleotides. Its product is annotated as inactive serine/threonine-protein kinase TEX14-like. Lineage: Eukaryota; Metazoa; Chordata; Mammalia; Carnivora; Mustelidae. Gene Ontology annotation, molecular function: protein kinase activity; protein binding; ATP binding. The coding region runs from base 506 to 2452 and encodes 648 amino acids. Gene Ontology annotation, biological process: mitotic sister chromatid separation; intercellular bridge organization; protein phosphorylation. Gene Ontology annotation, cellular component: kinetochore; midbody; intercellular bridge. The record is from RefSeq and is a predicted model, not a curated record. The transcript has 14 exons.
CUCAGUCCGAGUCCGCAACCCUCAGACCCUCUCCCAGCCCACAGAGCCUGCCUCAGCGCCUUUGCCCCUGCCCUGACUGCCCUCCUUUCCACCCCCUCGCAUAGCUUGGAGACCCUACCCCUUCUCAGGCCAAGCCCUCAGGCCCCUCUUUACCAGAGCCUUUUCCUAAACCACUAGUGUCCUUUCCAGAGCUCAGGUCCUGUCCCUGGAGCCCUUACACCCCCUUCCCCCAGAGAGAAUGCCCAGCCCCCCAGACUCCCUUAGACCCCAGACCUCCCGGUCUGGUCGUUAGCUCUCCCUGUCCGACCACUUUUCCCAUUCAAACACCUAACAGCAGAGCAGACUCCUCCUGAGUCUCCCCUCUUUCUCACGCGGCCCUCCAGGACUCCCAGCCGGUUCUGUAUUUAUUGCCCCCAAGAGGUCCUAUGUUUACUUCCUCCUCCCUCAUAAGAAACCCCUAGGUGAUCCCUGCCCAGGAGCUGAGCGAGGAGGCCAGAGCCCACAGAUGCCCUCCCUGCGCUCUCGCUUCCCCAUGGAGCUGGGUUCUGUUAGGGAUCCAGAAGCCCAGCUGGGACGACUGCAUCGCCUGGCCGUGGCUGGGGGCCCAGGAUGGGGCCUCACGCGGCUCCUGCGAAGAGUUGUCCAGGUGGAUGGUGAGAACUCCGCUGGGCAGACGGGGCUCUUCCUCUCGGCGCUGCUGGGCCACAGCUCUGCUGUGCAGCUCUUGCUGACCUUUGGCGCCAACCCCAACCACCGCUGCCUUGAUGGCAGCACACCUGUGCACGCAGGCGCCUUCUCGGGCCGCAGCCUGGUGAUGCUGCACCUGCUGCAGGCAGGGGGUGACCUGCGUCUGCAUGACCAGCGGGGUCGCACGCCUUGGGACUGGGCCGAGCAGGGUGGUGCCAAGCAGAGCUGGGAGGUGCUGGAGCUAUUAGAGCUGUGCCGAGCCCACAUGUCGGCACUAGUGCAUGACGCUGAGUUGGCGGCCAGUGCAUCCCUGGGCCAGUUGCAGGCCGGCUGUAGACACAGCCUGUGUGGCUCCCUGCCCUUGCCGCGGCGGGAGUGUGCGGACAGAGCACCGAGACGAGAGCGCAUCAGAAGACCCCCCCGAAUUCCAGCCUUGGGGUUUGGCCAGCUGAGCUGUCUGAGGCCACUGGGGCUGGUGACAGGCAUACCCCUUGCGGACCCCAAGGAGCUGCUGCCAGCCCAGGGCGAGCCCGACCGCACCUACGAGAGCAGCUCCCACACCCUCAUGGCCAACCUCCUGUGGAGGGGCCACUCCGUGACAGCUCGGAAGCUGAAGGCACCUGGAGCUCAGCCGGAUGUGCUGUUGGCUGACCUUCAGCACUGCAGCACCCUGCACCACCCUAACCUGUUGCUGCUGAUGGCACUGAGCCCCUCGGCCGACCUGUCGGGGCUGUGCCUCCUCUUCGAACCGGUGUGGCUGGGCUCCCUGCAUGUGGUGCUGCACCCACGUGGGCCGAGUCCAGGAGGACCCCGCGCUGUGCCGGGGCUGCUGCCUGGCCACCUGCUGCUGCAGGUGCUGGAGGCGCUGCUGUUCCUGCAGGCCCGCUGGCACGCCCACGGUGGCCUUAGCUCUCACGCCGUGCAGCUGGUCCGGCCAGGCCUGGCCAAAGUGAGCAGCCUGGAGCACGGGCGGCCCUUGCACCAACGCUGGCUGCAGCCCAGGCCACAGCAGGGCUACUCCCGGGGAGGCUCAGGCCCAGGGCUGCCCCCGCCUCCUGAAUUGUACCCUUGGCUGCCACUUGAGCUCAUCUGCGGUGACACGCCCGCUGCCACCUCAGAUCUCUACAGCUUCUGCAUCCUGGCCCAGGAGGUGUUCACCGGACAGCUGCCCUGGGCUGGGAGGAAGGGGCCUGAGGUGAAGGCUAAAUUGGAGGCAGGAGAGAGCCCGGCCCUGGAUCCCCUGGUGCCAGCCCCCUACCAGGCCCUGGUUCAGGCUGGGCUGGGCCUGGGGCCAGCCGACCGCUGGGGCAGCCUGCAGAACACUCGCUACCUGCUGCAGGAGGCCAUGGCCCAGGACUCGGCUCCUGAGGUGAGCUCCCGGAUGCACUGGACCACACGGUGCCCUGCGUCUCAGGAUUUCCUACCAGACACACUGUACUGUGAGGUGGCUCCCAGAACCAAGAUUCCACCCAGGCCUGUGCCCCCUGUGAUGUCCCUAGGCCUCUCCCCAUGCCAGGCCCUGAAGACUCCUGAGGUCACAGGCCGUGGCAGAGUCCAGAGGGCCCCAGCCUGGGACUCAGGCAGCAGCUUGACUCUAGGCAGCAGCCCAAGUCCCGGCUCCAGCCUCUACCCAGGCUCCAGCCCUGCAGCCCGGGUCAGCCUGCACCACUGCCUGGAGCCCAGCUCGACGGCCCAUCCUGAGCUCAACGGCUACUGGGUGGCAGCUCCAGCAUUUUUCCUCUGCAGGAGCCCAGUACCGAGCUGAUCAGAGGAUGUCUCUUCUCCAGCCUGCAGAAGUGAGAAAUGGGCCCUGCUGGGGGCCACCUGGGGCCCCUUCCUCAUCCCUGUGGUGACCCUGGCUCCACCCCCAUCCCACUACUACCCAGGAUGGACCUGCUGGAGGAGAUCAUAGUGGAGCUGCGGGGUGGAUGCCCACUCGGAGACAAGCCCAGCCU